AUGUCCGGAAGAGGCAAAGGUGGCAAAGUUAAGGGAAAGGCAAAGUCCCGCUCCAACCGUGCUGGACUCCAGUUCCCCGUCGGACGUAUCCACAGGCUGCUCCGCAAGGGCAACUACGCCGAGCGCGUCGGUGCCGGCGCCCCGGUGUACCUCGCCGCCGUUAUGGAGUACCUCGCCGCUGAGGUGCUCGAGCUGGCCGGCAACGCCGCCCGCGACAACAAGAAGACCAGGAUCAUCCCGAGGCACUUGCAGCUCGCGAUCCGCAACGACGAGGAGCUGAACAAGCUCCUCUCGGGCGUGACCAUCGCGCAGGGUGGUGUGCUGCCUAACAUCCAGGCCGUGCUUCUGCCCAAGAAGACCGAGAAGAAGGCUUAA
Macadamia integrifolia is the source of this 375-nucleotide messenger RNA. RefSeq names its product histone H2A. Gene Ontology annotation, molecular function: DNA binding; structural constituent of chromatin; protein heterodimerization activity. Bases 1 to 375 code for a protein of 124 amino acids. The transcript has a single exon. Lineage: Eukaryota; Viridiplantae; Streptophyta; Magnoliopsida; Proteales; Proteaceae. Gene Ontology annotation, cellular component: nucleosome. The record is from RefSeq and is a predicted model, not a curated record.